UGAGGCUCCGCCGGACUCCCCCCACACCCCUCUCACCCUUUCGAGAACCUACCUUACCCCUCUCUCUAACCCUAUACUGUAUACUGCCAUUUGUACUACCAAUUCUGAGUACGCAAAUGAUUACGAAAACACAAACCAGAAUACCUGAUGAUGUACAUGUAAAUUUAGUUACAACUGAAAAAAUAGCAGUCAAAAAUGGCGUAAGCGAAGCUAUCAGCUAUGAAACCCUAUUAAACAGAUCCAGAAGAAAACCCUUGAACAACACUGAAACGUACGAAUUAGAGUAUUUUAAUAGCACAGCUGAUGUGUAUUAUUAUAGUGAAUCAAAAAGCAAUAAAUCAAAAGCAUAUUUUAAUAAAAUUAUAAAUGAAACUAAUAAGGAAUAUGAAUAUCAUUACAAAGAUACAGAAGAAGCAGUCGGAGAUGCGUCUUGGAAGAGCAAAGACGAAUCAAUGGAGAAGCUGAAGAUCGACGACGAGACGCGCACAAAAAUAUUCUACGAUUAUUCGUCGACGGUGAACAAAACUGGAUUUCGGAUGAGCGGAAUCGACGAUAUUUCAGCGCCAAUGAACAAGAAUGAAGGUCGGAAUUAUAUUCAUGAAUUGGCUUCAAAUAAACACGAGAGCGAGGGAAACGAAAUGGGAACAAAAACCGGUUCGAAUGGGACGCGUGAUGCAAAUAAUUUAAGAGUUGAAAUGGAAUAUCCAAUUCAAUAUGGGGGUAGGCGUACUGAAUCGUUAGGCAGUUCCGACCCUUCUGAUGUUACAAAUCUACAAUCAACAUUGGAAUUAGAAGACUCAUCCCGAAUAGUAUCAAUUCUGGGGCUCUUCGAGUUAUCCGUGGGGGACACCCCGCGCGCGGACGGCGUGUCCGAGCUCAACGCUGCAAAGUUAGCUGUAGAACAUGUCAAUAAGCGUACUUUGCUACCCGGGUACAAGCUACAUCUCAUCACUAAUGAUACCAAGUGUGACCCAGGAGUCGGCGUGGACAGAUUCUUCCACGCACUCUACACGGAACGGGAAUCCAGGAUGGUCAUGCUGCUCGGCACAGCCUGUUCUGAAGUCACCGAGAGCAUUGCGAAGAUUGUACCCUAUUGGAAUAUUGUGCAGGUAUCAUUCGGGUCUACGUCACCAGCUCUCAGCGAUCGUUCCGAGUUUCCCCUGUUCUGCCGCACUGUAGCACCGGACUCUUCACACAAUCCAGCUAGAAUUGCUUUUAUCAGGCAAUUCGGCUGGGACACAGUGACUGCGUUUUCCCAAAAUGAAGAGAUCUAUUCCCUGGCUGUAAAUGAGUUGGUCACUCAGUUAGAAGCGGCUAAUAUCACUUGUGCGGCGUCUAUUACUUUUGCUGAAUCAGAUUUUAAAGAGCAGUUGCAGCAGUUGAAAAAUUUAGACACAAGGAUCAUAAUUGGCAGCUUCUCACAGGAAAUGAUUCCGAAGAUAUUUUGCGAGGCGUUUCGUCUGGGCAUGUUUGGGGCGGAGUACGCGUGGCUGGUAGCUGGGGCGCCGCCUCGUAUCAGGGGCGCGGCGCCCUGCGCGAGGUCACAGCUGGCUAGGGCGCUAGAGGGCCUUGUGUCUGUUACAGCGCACAGAGGCAUCGUUGGGAAUGUUGCCUCUUUUUCUGGUUUGACGAACGAAAUGUUCCACCGCGAGAUGGAAGCGGCUGGCGUGCCAAUAUCGCCCUUCGCGCCUCACACAUACGACGCAGUUUGGGCUAUCGCGUUAGCACUGAGUAGAGCUGAACACCUGUGGAGGAGCUCUGAUAGCAAUUCUACCAAGACAUUGGGCUUGGGACAGUUUGACUAUGAUAGGAAGGAUAUGGCUGAAGAGUUUCUGAAUCAACUGGGAAAUUUGAGCUUUCUCGGUGUAUCGGGGCCGGUUUCGUUCAAUGGAGCAGACAGGAUAGGAAUGUCAGCGUUUUAUCAAAUUCAAGGAGGUCGUCCCAAAACAGUAGCUCUGUACACCCACGGCAAAGAACUGACGUGUCCUGAGUGUGCCAAGCCUCUCUGGGCGGGAGGGAUCCCUUCAGCCAGGAGGGUGCUGGUCCUUAGAGUGGAUUCUGUUUGGGCACCAGCGAGGUUGGCAGUCACUGCCCUGUCAGCUGCUGGUGUGGCUCUGGCGUUGGGGUUUUUGGCAUUCAAUUUGCAUUAUAGCAAACGCAGAUCAAUAAAACUAUCAUCACCUCGGUUGAACAACAUGACGUUAAUUGGUUGCGUGCUGGUGUACACGGCGGUGGCCCUCCUGGGUGUUGAUAAUGCUAUCCUUCCUUCAUACAUCCCGUUUUCUGCUAUGUGCACUAGCAGAGUGUAUAUUCUGUCCGCUGGAUUCUCUUUGGCAUUUGGCUCGAUGUUCGCUAAAACUUACAGAGUUCACAGAAUUUUUAUAAGCAAUCGCAGCGGAGUCUGCAAAACAAAGCUUCUCCAAGACACGCCUCUUAUCUCCCUGGUUUGCGCAUUACUUAUCAUUGAUGGCCUAUUGGUCACUCUGUGGGCUACCCUGGAUCCCAUGGAACGGCAUCUGAAGAACUUGACUGUUGAGAUCAGCGCAACGGACAGGAGUGUUGUGUAUCAGCCACAGAUAGAAAUAUGUAAAUCACACAACACAACAGGUUGGCUCUGCGUGCUGUACGCUUAUAAAGGCUUACUUCUCUUAGUAGCAGUUUAUAUGGCCUGGGAGACCAGACAUGUCAAGAUCUCCGCUUUAAACGACUCCAAAUACAUUGGAAUCAGCGUAUAUUCAGUUGUUAUUACCAGUGCUAGCGUUGUGGUUAUUGGAACGAUUAUAUCUGAGCGAGCAACGCUAGCAUAUAUCACGAUAACCAGUUUAAUUCUUAUUGCAACUACAUCAACGCUGUGCUUGUUGUUCUUGCCAAAAAUUGUUGCUAUACGGAAAAAAGGUGAAGAAGACCCCGUAAUACAAAGCUUAGGGUUGCGCCUAGAAUGUAAAACUAGACGAUUUGUGACAGACGAAACACAAGAACUUCAUUUCCGUAUUGAAAUACAAAAUAAGGUUUAUAAACGGGAAGUAGCAGCCCUAGACAAGGAAAUAGGUCGUCUGGAGAAAUUACUAGCCGAGCCCUUAGAAUCUAACGUGACUCUGCAUAAGCGGACUGAAUUGAACACUGUCGAAGAGGAAGGCAAUACGUAUGACAAAGACAGACGAACACCAAGCGUGAGUGGAGGUCUGCCAUUGCUUCUCCUCUCAGUGUUACCCCCAGUAAUACCUCGAGCAAGCUGGCCGUCUGCUGAAGCAUGCCGAGGAAGAAAUUCAGUCAGUUUUAGUUCCCAACCUAAACUCAACUACAGAAAAUCCCAACAAGCAAUCGAUUUGUACAACCUCUGCUUAAACAAACGCGAGGAAAACCACGGCUUUCUGCAGAGACUAAAGAGUCUUUUCGGAAGUCGACCGUCUAGCAGAAAAGCUUCAACGAUGUCCAUAGCAGAUCCUACGGGACAGAGUAUUGCAGCCGCAUUGAGAAUGCACGUUGGUAUGAUAGCUGGCUUAGUGCCUGGAAACCGAAAGCACUCAAUAGUACAUUCCUGUAACACUCUUAACGUACCGAAUCCAGAAUUGAGAUUGAGGCGGGAAUCAUACGCAAGAAGUGGCCCGAUCAUUCGGAUAACAGACGAUGAACCAACAUGUUCAUACAAUUCUAAUAAGAGCAUACCACCAAACAAAUAUGUAGCAGAGCCUGAAACGAAAGUCAACUUCGUUCUACCCAAAACGCAUAAAUCAGUGUCUCAAGGUUCCUGUGAAAAAAUAAAGGGCUCACCGCGCUUUCCUCAUCGAAUAUCACCUGCAGCUUCCAGUCUUUCUACAUUAGAUACGAGAAGAAAAACUAGCGCGGAUAGUGUAUUCAAUAUAAGCAGUGCUUUCGAUGAAAACAGAAGACAUAGUCAUCAGAAUGUUGUCAAAGGUACUGAUAAGAAUUUGGAGAACAGAUGGAGGUCUACAGAAGACGCCAGGCCUGGUCCAUCAACGCGACAUUAAACCGUGCCAAAAUAUUAUAUUUGUAAAUAAUAAAUAAUAAUUAAUCAGUGUGUGUAAUUGUGUAAUUUAAUAUAAGUUUUGCUAGUACCUGUAUUAGAUCUUAAUAGUUUUAUUGUCAAUUAAUAUUUGUUCCUUGUUAGCCAGAAUCUGUUGUGAAGGUAACUUUACUGUAACUUUUUCCUUAUCAUUUUCCACUCCAAUAGAUUCGAUUAUAAAAGAAAGAUCACUUUCCUAUCUUUACGACUAAAUUUAUGCAACUCAAGCAGAAUUGUGGGGAUUGGAGUAU
This is a messenger RNA of Colias croceus (clouded yellow), 4275 nucleotides long. RefSeq names its product gamma-aminobutyric acid type B receptor subunit 2 (gene GABA-B-R3). The coding region runs from base 117 to 3989 and encodes 1290 amino acids. The transcript has 16 exons. Lineage: Eukaryota; Metazoa; Arthropoda; Insecta; Lepidoptera; Pieridae. Gene Ontology annotation, cellular component: membrane; G protein-coupled receptor heterodimeric complex. The record is from RefSeq and is a predicted model, not a curated record. Gene Ontology annotation, biological process: gamma-aminobutyric acid signaling pathway; G protein-coupled receptor signaling pathway. Gene Ontology annotation, molecular function: G protein-coupled GABA receptor activity.